GAAGCAUCGAUAUAUCGAUAGUUUCCAAAUUUGAUUUGGUCACUCUAGUCAAAUCAUAUGGAAUCAUGGGCACGGCAGAAUUGAAAAUAAUAUUGGAAUUUAGCGCAGGGGCAGAACUUCUUUUUGGGAACAUCAAGCGACGCCAGUUGGCCCUGGAUGGCACAAAAAAAUGGAAUAUUGCUAAUCUGCUAAAGUGGAUGCAUGCCAACAUAUUGACAGAGCGACCGGAACUCUUUCUUCAAGGAGAUACAGUACGACCCGGCAUUUUGGUUCUGAUCAAUGAUACUGAUUGGGAGCUCUUGGGUGAAUUGGAUUACGAACUGCAACCCAACGACAACGUUCUGUUCAUAUCAACACUUCAUGGCGGUUAGAAGACGUCGGUCCGACUAGUUCUAAGUGAAUAGUUCUAAGUAAAAUGCUUAUUUUUGUAAAAACUAUUGAAUGAAAAAAGAAAAAAAUCUAAAA
Messenger RNA from Drosophila ananassae, 465 nucleotides. RefSeq names its product ubiquitin-related modifier 1 homolog (gene Urm1). NCBI's taxonomy places the organism in Eukaryota, Metazoa, Arthropoda, Insecta, Diptera, Drosophilidae. Gene Ontology annotation, cellular component: nucleus; cytoplasm. Gene Ontology annotation, biological process: tRNA thio-modification; protein urmylation. The record is from RefSeq and is a predicted model, not a curated record. The transcript has 5 exons. Gene Ontology annotation, molecular function: protein tag activity. Bases 66 to 371 code for a protein of 101 amino acids.